Molecule: messenger RNA, 3116 nt
Organism: Portunus trituberculatus (swimming crab)
Lineage: Eukaryota; Metazoa; Arthropoda; Malacostraca; Decapoda; Portunidae
Product: G protein pathway suppressor 2-like
Exons: 10
Coding region: 150-1409 (419 amino acids)
Biological process (GO): regulation of transcription by RNA polymerase II
Cellular component (GO): transcription regulator complex
Molecular function (GO): transcription coregulator activity
Source: RefSeq, a predicted model, not a curated record
UACAAAACGAGCCAAGGGGCCAAGGGCUAUUAACACCACAAGAGGAAGAAGAGGAAGACGCAGAAGAAAACAAGACAAUUACCAAAUACAUUUCCCUUAUUCCCUGAGCUAUUCUGCUGUGUGAAGUUCAGAGAGAGAGAGAGAGAGCGAUGGUGAAAUUUGCAGAGGCAGAGAAGAGAGGGCGAGGGGGUGAGGGCAGUGACCGGCGCUACACCCCUGUGGUGAUGGUGGAACGUGCCAAGAUGAGCCGUGCCAUGUGGGAGUCUCUCAAGGCACACAUCAUUCGAGACCGCAAGAGGAAGAAGGAAGAACAAGAGGCAGAUGCAGAGGAGGAGAGGCUGCGUAAGGAGAGAGAGACACGCAAGAAGCAGCAGGCGAUGACACUGGAGGAGACGAGAGAGAAGAUUGUACAGAUGGAGCAGGACCUUCAUGACCUUAAGAAGCAGAAGCACCAGCUCUUCCAGGAACUUAAAGUGGUGCUCAAUGAGGACGACACCAGGAAGCGGGCGCAGCAGCAGCAGAACUACAUGAAGGAGAGUGAGAUGAUGACAGUGCACUCCUAUCAGCACGGCGCCAUCCCGCUCAGUGGCCACCCUCAGAUGUUGUUUCAGUCCAACCUGGUGGCGGGACGUGGGCCUCUGCAUAGCUACAAGGUGCCCCCCGCCCAGCCCCAGCCCCUCGUGCCCCCGGGCUCACUGAAGAGGUCGCGCACCCCCUCACCGCCCCCACAGCAGCCCACCUACCAGCAGAUGCCGUAUACCUCAUUCAAGAACCUGUCUGGCCACCCUCCUCCCACUGUUCCUGUCACCCCUCCUACCACCAAGACCACCAGCAACACCAGCGUCUACGUCACAGGCCAGAGUCCGUACUACCAUGGUGCGUCCCAGCCACACUCCAAUGCCUCGCAGUACCAGAGGACCUCCCAGGGUGUCACCUACCUGCCCCCCUCCAACCCCUCGCACUCCAAUCCCUCUGGAGCACCUGCCUCACUGCCCCCACAGCCCUCACCACAGCCCCGUGAGGAUAAGCAUCUCCAGCCUGUGUAUUUGCAGAGUAGUAGAGGAAGCCACGUGUCCUCCCUACACCAGCCCAUGGAGCACAAGAGCAAGCCAGGGGGAGGGGGCGGUGCGUUCCUCCCAGGGGGCGAGGGUGGCGCAGUGCAGGAGAAAUACUUCCAGCCCUCUGUGCGGUCCCACCUGGCGCUGCACUCAGCCGUCUUGCCUGUACAGCAGCCACACCCAGGGGGCGCCAAGAGUGGCAGCAUAACGUCAGGCUUCCCAGUGCGCUCUGCUCCUCCCUCCUCCCAAACCACUGUGGUCAGCUCAACUCCACAUUCUGUCAAGCCAGACAACAAGCCCAGGUCGUACAACACAGCGCCGUCUAGUUAUUCCCGUGGGCCGUACUACUAAGCCAGCACUGGACUGCGAGGGAUGUGUGGAGCCGACACUCACACACACACACACGUCCAUACCGCUGCUGAAGGAACGGCUGCAUGCACUCUACAUCUUGGUGUCCUGGUGAGAGAGAGAGUGAGAAAGAGAGAGAGUUGUGUGAGUUUGUGUAUGUGUGUAUUUUUUUACCUGUGUUUUAAAAGUAUCUCCUGUUUUUUUCUGUGUUAAAUUAUGUUUUAUUGAUCUCUAAAUUGAUUUGUAUAUAUUGUGUGCAUGUGUGUGUGUGUGUGUGUGUGUGUGUGUGUGUGUGCGGGUGGUUGGUAUAUAAAUAGUUACAGAAAAAAAUGAAAUAAAAUAAGAAAAAGAAAGAAAACUAUGCAAGGGAAAACUUUGGAAAGCAGCAACUCAUGUCAUGAAAUCUGUAAAACCAAACUGAAGAGAGAGAGAGAGAGAGAGAGAGAGAGAGAGAGUAAUCAUGAACAACCCUGAUUACGAGAACUAUUGAGAGAAAAAAGAAUAUAAAGAAAAAUUGAUGCGUUCCACAGUUUCCAUGCAUAGUGACACAAUGCACUGUACAUAAGUGACAAGUAAUGACAGGCUAGGCGGGUUAGGUUAGGUUAGGUUAGGUCAGGUUAGGUUAGGCAGCAAGGGUGAGGGGGUGUAGUGUGAGGAGCUGAGGUAGUGGUGUGUAGUGUUAACCAUUAAGAGGAGGUGGAAUGUGAUGGAUUACUUCAGGUCUUGACUUCUGCUGUGAUAGAGAGAGAGAGAGAGAGAGACUGUAUGUGGAUGGAUGGACAAAUGGAUGAGGAUGGCCAGACAGACAGAUACACAGACAUACAGACACAGAAAUUAAUGAUAUGUACGAAUGUGAAUUAACAGACAGACAAACUGCAGACACGUACACACUGACAAAUAGAUUAACUGAAUAGACACACACACACACACACACGAGAAAAUAGAGCAGAUAUGUAAACAGACAGAAAAGAAUGAGAUACAGACACACAGACAGACAUACAAUUUACCUAACUGACAGACAGAUAGACAGACAAUUUACUUAACUGACAGACAAAUUAUAAUUACCUGACUGACAGACACACAGACAGGCAGACAAAUUAGCAAACUUACAGACACACAGACAGACAGACAAAUUAGCAAACUUAGACACAGACAAAUUAGCAUACUGACAGACAUAGACAGACAAAUUAGCUAAUUCACACACACAGACAGACAAAUUACGUGACUGACAGACACUAACAGACAGACAGACAGACAUGUUGAUCUCUCAUUACGCCUCAUUCAAAAACACCUCUGCGUCACACCUCCACUACUUACAAGAGGCUCUAAUUGAAGGUGUACAAACUCUCAAGGGUGUUUUUCAUGGUUGUAGUGACAGAUUAACAAAAAUUUCUACAUUAUGAGCAGAAGAAACUUGAGAACCUGGCUAAUCAUCCCUGUGGCCUUGGAAAACAGUCGUGGUGAGAGCAAAGUGUUCCUAAGUAGAGGCGUGAGUGUGUGGCAGAGCAUGAACUGUAACAUAAGAAGCAAACAGGAAGAGUACAAAAUUCUAGAAGGCAUUGUUAGAAGAAGCAGUAAUUGCCUUCUUGGGAUUGCACAAUGAUAUAAUGGUGUAACAAUUCCUGAUCAUUCCUUUCCGACUACUGUACUAACCCAUCUUGUACAACUGGUAUAUUCCUUUGUCGUAAAAUAAACUAUCCUGUACAGUGA